This is a messenger RNA of Phragmites australis (common reed), 922 nucleotides long. RefSeq lists its product as uncharacterized. Gene Ontology annotation, molecular function: protein folding chaperone. Gene Ontology annotation, biological process: ribulose bisphosphate carboxylase complex assembly. The transcript has 5 exons. The record is from RefSeq and is a predicted model, not a curated record. NCBI's taxonomy places the organism in Eukaryota, Viridiplantae, Streptophyta, Magnoliopsida, Poales, Poaceae. The coding region runs from base 1 to 732 and encodes 243 amino acids.
AUGGCGUGGGUGAUGACGGAAGCGGCGAGAGCAUGGUCAUGGAAGAACGAAUACGAUGAAGAACGAAGAUGUUGUGGAAAUGAGCCGUUUCCACGGGCAAAACCAGCCACCUCCACAGAAAUCCGCGCGGCCACCCUGUCCCGCCUCUCCACUGCCGUCGCAGGCGGGCAGCCGACGAAAACAAUACCUUUGCGGCUAUCUGUCUCCACGGACGAUGACGAUUGCCCAGGCCGCUCCGGCAGUGCCUGCCGCCGCGCCCGCCAUGUGCUGCCUUUCCACCCCCUGCAGAAGCACUUCACCGCGGGCAUUGCUGUCGCGGGCGAGGGCUGGGGCGACGGCGGGUUCAGGUGGCGACCCCGCCGGCGCACGCCGAUGCGGACGCGGUCGGCGCGGCGCGGCGGGCGGACCACCGGCCUCGUGAUCGUGGGCGAGUUCGGCGGGACGUACGAGGAGGGGUUCGAGGACGUGCACAAGAACAUCAUCAACUACUUCACUUACAAGGCUACGCACAGGGUCCUCCAUCAGCUGUACGAGAUGAAUCCGCCAUGUUACCUUGCCGUCGACGACCCAUUAAACGGCGAUUAUUUCCUUCGCCUGCUCGCAAAGAAAUGCGACCACGCGAAAAUGUACGAGAGGAUCUCCAACGAGAACCUGGAGAUCAUGCGCCAGAGGCUACUGGAGACUGUGGUUUGGCCAACAGUCAGCAGGAGAUUACUGGACAAACAAUAUUGACACAGAUUUGAUAAACAAACUUCAUUUGACUGCAGUUACAGAGACCAAGUACUUGUUCUAGUUCUGAAUUCUAAAACACAUUAAGACAGUAAGAACUAUUACUACCUGUAAUCUUAUUUGGCAACAGACGACUGUACAAACUGGAGCUUACACAGUAUUAAGAAACAUUGACUGCCUGCCAUUGAAUUGA